Torulaspora globosa is the source of this 384-nucleotide messenger RNA. It is a transcript of the gene GPG1, whose product is annotated as Gpg1p. The transcript has a single exon. NCBI's taxonomy places the organism in Eukaryota, Fungi, Ascomycota, Saccharomycetes, Saccharomycetales, Saccharomycetaceae. The coding region runs from base 1 to 384 and encodes 127 amino acids. The record is from RefSeq and is a predicted model, not a curated record.
AUGUCACAGAGAAAAUUGACCCUUUUCAUCGAGGAUUGGCAGGAGCCAUUGUACAACGGAGCCAAUGACAGUGAUUUAUCAAAAUUACUAAUCUACACAAGUGCUCAGAAGGCCAUGCUUGAUGCUAUAAAUGAGCUCCAUGCUCUUACUGAUGAAGUAAUCUCUUACAGGACUACAGGCUCUGUGUCGUCGGGGAUUCCUUCCCUGAUGAGCCAUGCAAUGCAAACAAGAGAACGAGCAAAGGGGUUAUACCGCUCUGCCCUCAGAUCAAGAGUUUCGGACGGCUCUUGGGAUCUGGAGGAACUUUUCAAAGAGCUGGAUGAAGAACUUCUGCGGUCCACCGGAGUAUUGAGACUCUACCAAAGAAGGGGCAGCUAUUAUUAA